UUUGCGGUGAUGAAACAUGUCGGGGGCUCCUGCAAUUGGAAUUGACUUGGGCACCACAUAUUCCUGCGUCAGUGUCUUCCAACAUGGAGAAGUCGAGAUCAUGCCAAAUAAUCAGGGAAAUCGAACGACACCGAGUUGUGUCGCCUUUACAAACGAAGAAAUACUGAUCGGUGAAGCAGCUGAAGAUCAGAUCGAGACGAAUCCGUUCAGCACUAUCUUUGACACGAAGAGAUUGAUCGGCCGUGGCUACUAUCAUAAUACGGUACAAACAGACAGGAGAUACUGGCCCUUUGUGGUGGUAAGUGAUAAAGGUAAAGCAAAGAUCAGGGCUUUAUACAAGGGUACAAUAAAGAGAUUCUUCCCUGAAGAAAUAUCUUCGAUGGUGCUUAAGAAGAUGAAGCAGACAGCAGAAGCGUACUUAGGGAAGACUGUUACCGACGCUGUUGUUACUGUUCCAGCAAACUUCAGUAUCUCUCAGAGACAAGCCACCAAAGAUGCAGCAGUAAUUGCAGGUCUAAACGUUUUGAAACUAAUGAACGAAUCAACAGCGGUAGCGAUAGCUCAUGGUUUAUACAGACAGGACACAGAGAAGAGGUUCGCGUUGAUCAUUGACUUAGGAGGUAGUACCUUCGAUGCUUCCCUUGUUUCCAUUAUGAAUGGUAAUUUCGAAGUCAUAAAAACACUAGGCGAUAGUCAUCUCGGCGGAGAAGACUUCAAUGACAGAAUGGUGGAUUAUUUCGUUAAAACUAUCAGGAUGAACUACAGGAAAGACUUAAGAAUAAGGAUAGUCGAGAAUAUCAAGGUUCUUAAUCGAUUAAGAACCGCGUGUGAAAGGAGAACUUUGAGUUCAUCAACAGAAGCCAGGAUCGAAAUAGAUUCUCUCUUCGAGGGCAUUGAUUUCUACGUAGACAUCACCAGAGAGCAAUUCGAACAACUUUGCGAGGAUCUAUUCACAAGGAUAUUGAAUAUAGCUACAAGAGCUAGCUAUCCAUACAGUAUUCACCAGUUUGUUCUAGUUGGCGGAUCUAGCAGAAUACCAAAGAUUCAGAAAUUACUACAAGAUAGCAUAUGUUGCAAUUACACAGAAAUCAAUAAAUCGAUCAGUCCUGACGAAGCUGUUGCCUAUGGCGCAGCUGUACAGGCUGCUAUUUUGCACGGUGAUAAGUCGGAAGUACUUCAACGUUUAUCGCUAGUGGAUAUCAUUAACCUACCUUUGGGUAUAAAAGGAGCUUGUGGUGUCAUGAUACCCGUAAUCAAGAAGUACGAGAGGAUACCAAUAAAAGCAAUGAAAACCUACACAAUGUAUUCCGAUAAUCAAUCUGAUGUCCUGAUCCAUGUAUGCGAUGGAAACAGAGCUAUGACUAUAGAUAAUAAUAUUGUCGGCAAGUUCGAACUUACUGGCAUUCCACUUGCACCUAGGGGCGUACCUCAGAUUCAAAUAACAUUUGACAUCGAUGCAAGUGGUAUUCUGAUCAUCUCUGCCAUUGAGAAAUCAACUGGAAAGGAGCACAAAAUUACCGUCAGAAACCAAGAACGAUCGAAGAAAGGCAUCAACAGUAUGGCGGAGAAAAUGGAAAUGUACUGUAAGGUAGAUCAAGAUCAUAGGAUUGCUGCCAAGAACUCCUUGACGUUCUACUGUUUGAACAUGAAAAGUACAAUAAUGGAGGAUGAGAAGAUCAAAGAUAAGAGCGAUUCGUCUAACAAGCAGGAGAUUACUAAUAAAUGGAAUGAAGUAAUUUCAUGGUUGUAUGCGAAUCAAUCGACAAAGGAAAAAUUCGCCGAUAAACAAAAAGAAUUGGAAGCCAUCUGCAAUUCUAUUGUUAUAUUACUUAGUAGUGGAGCCGCACCUGGUGGAUUCCCUGGUGGAUUCUCUGGUGCUGCUCCAGGAGGCGGUAGCGCGGGUGCUCGAGAACCAGCCAUCGAAGAAGUUGGCUAAAUGCAACACACUGUCCACUGAACUGAACAUCUUUCUACGUUUCAUCUUAUUUAUUUCAAUAUCGCUUUGUACAUCGAUUUUCAUAUUUAUUAAAGAAAUAUUUAUGUUUUGA
Bombus terrestris (buff-tailed bumblebee) is the source of this 2048-nucleotide messenger RNA. Its product is annotated as heat shock 70 kDa protein cognate 4. NCBI's taxonomy places the organism in Eukaryota, Metazoa, Arthropoda, Insecta, Hymenoptera, Apidae. Gene Ontology annotation, molecular function: heat shock protein binding; ATP hydrolysis activity; ATP-dependent protein folding chaperone. Gene Ontology annotation, biological process: protein refolding; cellular response to unfolded protein; vesicle-mediated transport. Gene Ontology annotation, cellular component: nucleus; plasma membrane; cytoplasm. The record is from RefSeq and is a predicted model, not a curated record.